Molecule: messenger RNA, 1023 nt
Organism: Closterium sp. NIES-65
Lineage: Eukaryota; Viridiplantae; Streptophyta; Zygnematophyceae; Desmidiales; Closteriaceae
Source: the annotation of a GenBank genome assembly
AUGGAUGCUUCUAAGGAGGCGCCUGUGGUUGGCAAUGAAGGGGAUAAUGUUGCUGCUACUGUUGUUGCUGACAUUGAUCUUAACCAAGAUGAGUUCUUGGAUGACCUGGAGAUCAAUGGCAGUGAAGCUAAAGCUAAGGCUGGUGCUGAUAAUGAGGAUGAGGCCAAUACUAACGAGGAAUGUUCUCAUUGGGAGCAGCAGUGCUGCAUCCAAAACUUGGAGGCUGACUCUGCCCAGCUCAAGACCUUGAUUGAGGAGCUGAUCAAGGAAGUGCAGCUGAUCCCUAAGGGCACCUCCAACUUCAUUCUAGACCUGCAGAACACUCUCAAGUUCGUGCAAGGGCAGCUCAACAAGCAUCAGACUCUCAUCUCCCAGCUUCAGGCUCAGUACAAGGAGAUCCGGCGUGGCAACAUCUAUCAGCCUCCUCCUGCAGCUGAGCGUGCCGCAGCUUCCACCAAUAGCCGUGCUGAACCUGCUGUCACACCUUCUGAUGUCUCCCCUACUGCUGGAGCACGUACCGAUGUCAAGAUUUGGCUCUCCAUUGCGGAGGACUUCAUGUCCGUCCACAAUGUGCGUAGCGAGGCUCGCGUGGUCGCAGCGACCCUUUCCUUGGAUGACACGGCGAGCAAGUUGGUGUAUGCCAACGAGCGCCACGCAGAGGCAAAUGGCCAUCCUUUUGGCUGGGAGGAGUUCAAAGCUGCUAUGCUGACGGCAUUCCUGAGUCAGCCCCCGGCGCUCGAGGUGCGUAGCCGCCUAGAGAACAUCCAGUGCGGUGACCAGCCUGUACGCGAGUAUGCCAAGGAGUUCGAGAAAACUCUGUCGCUGCUGAAGACCGCUUUUCCUGAGAGCGAGGUCAUCCACCAGUUUUUCGAGCACAUUAAGCGUGUGCACGUUGUUCGAGGGGAGCACCAGUGGAAGACCUACAAGGAGUGCAAGGAGCAUGUCAUUGACACGGAUGUGAAUUUUCGUGCGUACAUGAGUCACGCUCGUGCUCAGCAGCCGCCUAGUGCCGAAGGCCCUUAG